Brachypodium distachyon (stiff brome) is the source of this 2911-nucleotide messenger RNA. Its product is annotated as acylamino-acid-releasing enzyme 2. The record is from RefSeq and is a predicted model, not a curated record. NCBI's taxonomy places the organism in Eukaryota, Viridiplantae, Streptophyta, Magnoliopsida, Poales, Poaceae. Bases 347 to 2683 code for a protein of 778 amino acids. Gene Ontology annotation, molecular function: serine-type endopeptidase activity. Gene Ontology annotation, biological process: proteolysis. The transcript is spliced from 19 exons.
UCUUUUUUCUUAUUUUUAACCUGUACUUUGAAGACUUUGGUGACAUGCUGACACAAAAGGAAACAGAAUUUGGUGCCAUCUGAUCAAUUGAUUGCUGCUGGAUUGGAGGAUAUGUAACAUUAGAGGGAUCUUUUUUUUUCCUCGAACAUUAGAGGGAUCUUUCGAAGGUACUGAUGGUAUUUUAAAGCUCACUAGAGUUUUGAACCUGCCAUUGCUACUCCACUGCAAAAACAGCAAAACUAUAUUGGAAUCUUAAUGCAACAAAAAGCUUUCCCGCAACCGCAAGUGACUGUAUAUGGAAUCACACAAGAGUGCAGGUGAUGUUUAUCGAGUGGCGUGCUAAUGCAUGCAAGUUUCUGAGCCUGCAUUGAAGAAAGAAAAUCCAUUGGGAAUGGAUGGAACAGCGCCUGAAGAGUACGAUUCACAGUCUAAGUUAUUGCAAGAAUUUAUCUGUGUCCCAAGCAUUGACAGUGCUUGGUUUUUCAAAACCAACAAUGGGGAAAGAUCCACAGCAAUGUUUUCAGUUAGCCAACCAGACCUUCUGGCUAACAACAAUAGAAAGCACAUUUUGUAUUCACAUAUUAUGAGACAUGCAACUAACUCUCUGGAGUGUUAUUGGUCUCCUUUCCCUAUUGAAAUGACCGGAGUAUCACUUGUUGUUCCAUCCAAUUUGGGAUCGAAGCUUCUCGUGGUGAGGAAUGGAGAGAAAGGUUCCCCUACAAAGCUUCAGAUUGUUGAUCAAUCACAUGUGGAGAAAGAGAUACAUGUAGAUCAAUCUAUCCAUGGUCCACUUUUUACCGAUGAGUGGUUUCAUGGGGUUUCCUGGAACCAAGAAGAAACCUUCAUAGCAUACAUUGCUGAAGAGCCACCUCAACCAAAACCAGCUUUCAAUGAUGCCGGAUAUAGGAAGGAGGGUUCCUCCGAGAAAGACUGUAAUACGUGGAGAGGACAGGGGGGUUGGGAAGAGGACUGGGGUGAAACUUACUGCAAAAGGGGGAGGCCCUCAUUGUUUGUUCUUGAUAUUGCUAGUGGACAACUACGAGCUGCUAAAGGCAUUGCAAAAUCUUUGAGUGUUGGUCAAGUUGUUUGGGCUCCACCGUCUUCAAAUGGCUACCAAAAGAAUUUGGUUUUUGUUGGAUGGUUAGAGCACAACGGGUUUCACAACACUGCUAGAAAACUCGGUAUCAAGUACUGUUCUAACAGGCCAUGUUCUCUCUAUGCAAUUACCUGCCCUUUCCAAGAACCAAAUGCUGAUAAUGCGUCGGUUAGUGGUGGUAAAUCGGACUGUUCUUCAAUAGCUACAAACUUAACCCCAAGCAUAAGCAGUGCUUUCUUUCCACGGUUCAGCAAGGAUGGAAAUCUCCUGGUGUUUCUAUCGGCAAAACGUGCAGUUGAUAGUGGAGCACAUAACGCGACAGAUUCACUGCAUAAAAUCAAAUGGCCUGUUGAUUGGAAUAUGGAUGAACACCUCGGUGUCAUGGAUGUGGUUCCUGCUGUAAUGUGCCCUCUUGAUGGCUGCUUUCCGGGCCUGUACUGCUCAUCCAUGCUAUCCGAUCCUUGGCUCUCUGAUCAACGUACAAUGAUAUUAGCAUCUGCUUGGAGAAGUACUCAAGUGAUACUAUCGAUAGAUGUUUUAAGUGGGGAAGUUACAAGAAUAAGUCCAGAAGGCUCAGAUUACUCAUGGACUGCCCUUGCAGUAAAUGGCAACAAUGUCCUCUCAGUGUCAAGUAGUCCCAUCGACCCUCCUCAACUUAGUUAUGGCCGUCAAGCGGCCACAGAGGAUCAAAUAUGCGGAUGGGUUUGGGACGAAGUUCCUAGUCCGUUGAUGGCAGCAAGUAAUAAGGUAAAGGCUUUGUUAUCGCGCCACAAGUUCGGUAUACUGAAAAUUCCAGUCACUCAACCCUCUGACGAACUCUCUGACGGUGGUCAGCUUCCAUUUGAGGCUAUCUUUGUGUCCUGCGAGGAUAGUUGGCAGAAACCAACUGCGCUGGUCCUUCAUGGUGGCCCACACUCGACGUCUGUAUCAGGCUAUUCAAAAUCGUCGGCGUUUCUCACUUCACUUGGAUUUAACCUGCUUAUUGUAAAUUAUCGAGGUACGCCGGGUUUUGGGGAGGAGGCUUUGCAAUCACUUCCUGGAAAAGUUGGAUCUCAGGAUGUCCAAGAUUGUCUUACCGCGCUGGAUUUCGUAAUCAAGGAAGGACUGAUCGAUGCAUCUAAAGUAGCGGUUGUCGGGAUUUCGCAUGGUGGAUUCUUGGCAACCCACUUAAUCGGUCAGGCUCCAGAUAGAUUUGCCGUGGCGGCAGCUCGAAACCCUGUAUGCAACCUGUCCCUGAUGAUUGGCACCACUGACAUCCCAGACUGGUGCUACGCAGUGGCCUGUGGAAGCGAAGCGAAAAUCGAUGCCUCUGAAACCCCUUCACUUGACCAUCUUCGUCUCUUUUAUCAGAAAUCACCAGUUGCCCAUAUUUCAAAAGUGAAAGUGCCGUUGCUUAUGCUUCUUGGAGGAGCAGAUCUUCGAGUACCCAUUUCCAAUGGCCUACAGUACGCAAGAGCUCUGAGGGAACGAGGAGGCGAGAUCAAAAUCAUGUUGUUCUCAGAGGACAUACAUGAAAUCAAUAUACCACAAUCAGAUUUUGAGAGCUUUCUCAACAUUGGAGUCUGGUUCAAAAAGCAUCUGAAAUAGAUCAGAGGCGGCUACCAGGCGUUCAUUUGUCCAUGGAGAUCUUCAAAGUUAUUAUAGAUGAAUUGCUAUCAUGUGGAGACUUGAAAGCAUUGAGAACAAGUGUUCAUAAAUAAUGAGCCUGAACAGAGGCAUAAGUUAAACUUGUAUCAAGUUAUGAUCAUGAGAAUAAUACAUUGCUGAUGGCAUAACCACAGCAUGUCAGCAACUAUCACACUUUACAACAAGUAA